Messenger RNA from Gossypium arboreum, 2445 nucleotides. RefSeq names its product disease resistance protein At4g27190-like. Gene Ontology annotation, molecular function: ADP binding; protein binding. The record is from RefSeq and is a predicted model, not a curated record. Lineage: Eukaryota; Viridiplantae; Streptophyta; Magnoliopsida; Malvales; Malvaceae. The transcript is spliced from 2 exons. The coding region runs from base 1 to 2445 and encodes 814 amino acids.
AUGGAAUUUGCUCUGAAUAAGAUUGAUAAACAGUGGGACAAUUACAAAAGUGUUAAUCAGCAUAUGAAUGACCUGAAAAGGAAAGUAAUGGAAUUGAAUGGUAUGAAGGAAGAUACUUAUUCUAGAAUGAGCGCAGAGCUGCUGCCAAGAAAGAAACCCAAGAGGAAUGUCCAGAUAUGGUUGGAAAAUGUCGAAAGAAUCAAUGGCGAAGUACAAAACCUUGACGGAAAAAUCGGUGAAAGCAGUCGUUUUACACGUGGAUCUCAUGCAGACAAUGUGUUAAAGACGAUAAGCGAAGUUGAGGAACUUACUCAACAAGGCAAAUUUCAAGAUGGUUUGGUGGUUGAUGAUCCUCAAUGGAUUGGACAGGUUUUGUCGACAACAACUUUAUCGGGUGAAGGUGCAAAGGCCUGUGUAGAAGAGAUUUGGCAAUGCUUGAUGGAUGAUGAGGUUGGAAAGAUUGGAGUUUGGGGGAUGGGUGGUGUGGGGAAAACAAGCAUCAUGAAGCUUAUAAACAAUCUACUCUUAGAAGAGACGGGAAGGUUCGAUAUUGUGAUUUGGACCACUGUAUCCAAGGAGAUGAGUAUUGCUAAACUACAAAAAGACAUGGCAAGUAAGAUUGGAGUAAGCUUUUGUGGUGAUGAAGAUGAAAUAACAAGGGCAGGGAUGCUGUUUGAAGGAUUGUCACGAAAGCGUAGGUCUGUGAUCAUCUUGGAUGACCUAUGGCAGGAGGUUCCCCUUGACAAGGUAGGAAUUCCUGAGCCAUCUAGUGGGAGUAAAUUAGUGUUGACGACACGAUCAUUUGAUGUGUGUCGAAAAAUGAGUUGUAGAGCAAUUAAAGUCAAGCCUUUGGUGGAAGAAGAGUCGUGGAAGCUGUUCUCGGAGAAGGUGGGUCGGGGUAUUCUAAAUAUUCCAGAAGUGGAACCAAUUGCAAAAAAGAUUGUUGAGCGCUGUGCGGGUUUACCCUUGGGAGUAAUUACUGUAGCUUCUUGUAUGAAGGACAUUGAUGACCUUUAUGAAUGGAGGAAUGCACUAAAGGAGCUAAGUGAUCGCAAAAAAAGUGUUAAUGGAUUGGAAGAAGAGGUGUUCCAGCAGUUGCGAUUUAGUUAUGAUCGUUUGAAGGAUCCAAAACUUGAACAUUGUUUCCUCAGUUGUGCAUUAUAUCCUGAAGAUUGGGGAAUUGAGGAGAGAGAGCUUGUUCGACUUUGGAUUGCAGAAGGGCUUGUGGAAGAAAUGGAUAGCAGGCAGGCAGAGUUUGACAGGGGUCGUGCAAUAAUGAGUAGACUCUUAAACAAAUCUUUGUUAGAAGUUUUUUCUGAAACUAAAGAUGAAAGAUGUGUAAAGAUGCACGAUCUUGUAAGGGAUAUGGCAUUACAUAUCACAAGUGCAAAACCUCGAUUUUUUGUAAAAGUAGGCAUGGGAUUAAGGGACCCACCAAAUGUGGAAGAAUGGAGUGAGGAUUUGGAGAAGGUUUCAUUGAUGAGGAAUUGGGAGUUAGAAUUUCUGUAUCCCUUGGAAAUGUCACCACCAAAGUGUCCGAUGCUCACAACAUUGUUGCUGUGUGGUACUGGUAUACGGAGUAUACCGGAAGGUUUCUUCAGCCAUAUGGAUGGACUCAAGGUUCUUGAUCUUACUGGGAAUUUUAUUGAGAGUCUCCCAAAUUCCAUAUCAAAUUUGAAGAAUCUCACUGCGCUGUUGCUUGCUGUUUGUUCUUAUUUAAAGUAUGUGCCAUCAUUGUCAAAUCUUCGAGCUUUAAAGGAGUUGGAUCUUAGAGGAACAGCUAUCAAGGAAGUCCCUCAUGGAAUGCAAAACUUGUCGAGCCUCAAGUGCUUAAAACUACGCUGUUGGAACAUAGAUGAGAUCCCGAAUGGAAUAUUCCCCAGACCUUCUUGCCUUCAAGAAUUGAAUGUUGGUGGAGCGUUCAUAAGUGGAAAAGAGGCUGGUGAGUUGAAGAAAUUGGAAACCUUUGAAGGGGCGUUUUACGACUCUCACAACUUCAACGUGUAUGUCCAAGCUUUUCAUGGUCGAGAAGAGCCUCGUCAAUACUUCAUCGUUGUGGGUGAAAGAGGAAUGGAAAUGGAAGAUUCUGCAUCAAAAACGAUUGCAUUAGAGGUUGGUAGAGUCUAUCCCAAUCAGAUUAUGCUUCCACGUCACAUUGAGAAAUUGGUUGUCUGUGAUAACGGUACAGAGUCUCAUGAAGAAGAAUACCUGGUUUUCUGCAGCUUGAGGUUUCGUAUUGUGGCCAACUGGAGGAAAGUCCAGAUAUGGUUGGAAAAUUUCGAAAGAAUCAAUGGUGAAGUACAAAUCCUUGACGGACAAAUCGGUGAAAGCAGUCGUUUUACAUGUGGAUUUCAUGCAGACGAUGUGUUAAAGAGGAUAAGGGAAGUUGAGGAACUUAUUCAACAAGGAAAAUUUCAAGAUGGUUUGGUGGUUGACGAUCCUUAA